Harpegnathos saltator (Jerdon's jumping ant) is the source of this 5164-nucleotide messenger RNA. Its product is annotated as Protein tyrosine phosphatase 52F. Lineage: Eukaryota; Metazoa; Arthropoda; Insecta; Hymenoptera; Formicidae. The transcript is spliced from 23 exons. Bases 373 to 4818 code for a protein of 1481 amino acids. The record is from RefSeq and is a predicted model, not a curated record. Gene Ontology annotation, molecular function: protein tyrosine phosphatase activity; protein binding. Gene Ontology annotation, biological process: protein dephosphorylation.
GAGACGACCAAACAGGCGGAAGGCUGUUAACGAGCCGCGCGGUUGGGCAAUGAUUAUCGAAAGCACCGACAACGACAACGGCACGAUGACGACGACGACGAUGAGUUACUGACGCUCCUCUCCACCUUUUUCAAACAGUCGUGGAGAAACCCGCGGACCGAUGCUAUUGUGAGCGCGGAUUAUCUGUUUGACAAUCGCGCGGAACCGAUAACGCCAAAACCGACCGAACGAGUGAGUGAAUCAGUGCCGUUUCUUUUUAUUUCGAGCUACGAAAGAAGAAAAAUAGAAAAAAAAAGAUAAUAAUACUGCUGCCGAUCGACACGAUUCGAAAGAAUGCGGUGCUUAGCGAAACUCCGACGCACGUUCUAGAACAUGAUUCUUGAAAAACACUUGGUGCUGCUCAUUCACGCUCUUUAUUUUCUCUGCGCACGUUGCGACGAUGAUGCAUUCACGUCGCGAGAGACCACGAUCGUUACGUCGAUGGAGCUAAGUCACGAUCUUGGAUCUACGGAAAGUCUCAUGUGCUGUGAUUCUACGACCAUGUCGGGUCUCACGAGCCAAGAUCCUGGAUCUACAAGCAGUCUCGACGGUUCCACGAUCUACGAACAUUCAACUACAAUAAUGUACGAGUCAAGCACUGACAAUCAGGAUAAAUACUUAAAGACUGAUAUUCAGGCAGAUUCUAACACCGAUGAAACGUCAACUUCUUCGACCUCGUUCUUGUCAACUGUCGAUGAAACGUUCCUCCCCUCGACCUUACCGUUCUCGUCGACCGUCGCUGAAACGCCCUCUUCGACCUCGUCGUACUUGUCAACUGUCGAUGAAACGUUGUUGUCUUCGACCUCACCGUUCUCGUCGACCGUCACUAAAACGUUCUCUUCGACCUCGUCAUCCUCGUCAACCAUCGAUGAAACGUCAUCCUCUUCGACCGUCGAUUUUUCCACGCAGACUGCGAAGACCACCGAUGUACCCGACAAUGUGACUUCUUCGAGCACGGUGGAUCCUACUUGCGAUUCUUCGUGGCCAAUAAACGCAACAGAUUACAUGAGAGAAGUGGUUGACUUGAAGAGGGACGAAAUAGGCACUGAAUGGGUCGUUUUGUCGUGGGAUCCUCCGUGCAUAGUCACAACGAACGUCUCAAUAAAAUACUCGGUCGAAAGAUGCGACCACGAGCAGAACUGCAACCAGACGAUAGGAUACGAGACAUCGCACAAUGUAACCGAUCUCGAUGCAUGCACGCAAUACACGUUCGUUGUGAAAAUUAUCACGAAUUUUUGGACGUCCAAUGGAGUCAAGUUGCAAGCAGCGACAGACAAUGCCAUUCCCGAAAUCGGCGAGGUACGCUCCCUGAGCGUGGGCGCCUUCGACGUCAACACCGUCCAAUUAACUUGGCUGGCGCCCGAGAAACAUGCCAACUGCGUAUCGAAUUACUCGAUCCUGCAGUGCAUCGGGCAAUCAUGCAAUGCGACCACGGUCUCCGCCGUAAAUUACACCGCCAACAAUCUCGAGAUGUGUACGCAAUAUAACUUCACUGUUAAAACACUGACGCUAACCGUGGAAUCUGCCGGUGUGAAUACAAGCGCAACAACGGCUUCGCCGAUACCGUCGGAGCUACAGUCCAUGAUAAUAAUAUCAAGUAAUUUCUCCUUGGCUGUCCAAUGGGAACCGCCGCAGUCUGGCUUGACCUGUCUGAAGCAUUAUCGCGUGGUAGUGGCUCCUGUAAACAUUAGCUUCACUACUGUAGAAACGAACGUAACAAUCUCAAAUUUAUACGCUUGCGUCUCGUAUUCCGUGUCCGUCAACGCUGUAAACAAGGAUAAUCAAGAUGGACCCGUAACGUGCAAAACCAAAGAGACGAGUCAAACUAGGACAAAUCCGCCGACAUUGCACACAGGGGAUUUGGUCACCGUGGACAGUAUAUCGAUAAUCGUGAGUAUCCAGAGAGACAACAAUCGUUGUCUGCUCAACACCCUAGUAGCCACGUGCAAUUAUACAUCAACGAAUGGGACCGGGUUCGAGCUCAUGAACGGCGUAGCCACAGAGAAUAUAGACCCGAAGAGCGCUGAAGGCUCUUUCAUCUUUAUGAACAUGACGGUGAAGAAAUUGAGUCCUUUCACGGAGUAUAUUUGCAAAGCGUACGUCAUUAACAUGGGCGGACAGAGCGAUAACAGCAACGGAGUUACCGCUCAGACAAUGGAAGACGUGCCGUCACCGCCUUCGUUUCUCGUCAUGAACAUCACGGAAUCGCAGUUCUCUUUAACUUGGAACCGACCGGAAUAUUUAGCCGGUAACGUGGAAGAUUACGAGAUCGCGCUCGCUUGGAUGCCGCUCUUUCCGGUUCCAGCUUGGUGCACCCCAGAAGUACCCAACAGCGAUGAGAUUAUGAAACUUAACGAUACACAAUCUUACGAUUAUCACAAAGCGAAAGCUUACAGGCAAUACAAGAUAAGGAUGAGAGCAAAAACGGGCGCAGGAUGGGGAAGUUUUGGUGCUCUUCAAACGAUUCAAAGCAAUGCGGCAAUUUCAGAUGUAGUCUCGAAAUUCGAAUAUAAAAUCGAAGCGAAUCCGAAAGAUACAAACACAUUGGACACGAUUUUAACAUGGGGUAUACCGUGUUCUUUAAACGGUAAGCUCGAUGUUUUCAAUGUGUCGGUUCACGGAACCAGAGACGGAUACGAGAAUCAUACCUUCUCCAUAUUAGAGGAAUGCAUCGAUUACGUUGACAAUGAUUACAUAUGCUUGGUGAAUCUCAAGGAGCUGAAAGGAGAAUAUAAUUACACUUUCUCGGUGUACCCUAAAAUUUUGCAAGUCGACACACCUGGACCAAUGACGAGUCAGGCUGGUAUAUUAUAUCCUGCCGGCAUACCGCCGCUGCCGGAUGACGAAUACGUGAAGUGGAUCACAAUAGACCCCUUCAAGGCGAUUAAAUCCACAACGACGGCUACUGUUUUGUUGCCCUUGUUUUACGAUACAAACGGCAACAUCAAAUACUACGCCAUCAUGGUAUCGGAACUCGGAUACAACAAGCCGACGAGCACGAGGUUCAAUCUGAAGGAAAAGUCGUGGCCUAAUGUGUCCUCCUGGAAGGAAGCCAUGAUGAGCGACUUUUCAAUAACGUAUCAGGCGACGCGUCCAAAGUGGAAUCCUUAUCCGUCCAACAUCGCCGAUUACGGUCGCAUGAAAGCCGUCAAGUUUGUAAUCGGCGCCGACACCGUCUGCAAGGAUAUCUCGUCUAAUGAUGCUAACGCGCGAAGCCCGGUCUACUGCAAUGGACCGCUCAAGCCGGACACGUGGUACCACGUUAGAAUACGGGCAUUCACUGAGGGUGGUUAUGCCGAUUCUCAGAUAUUCGUGGUGAAGACCAACGCAGAACUGAAUGUCGCUAUCGUCAUCGGGGUCGUCUUCGGCAUCCUAUUUCUGGGAAUAUUGACAACGAUGAUGUUGCUCGUGCGAAAAUGCUCGCCGUACGUAGUGCUACGAAGAUUUUUACAUUCCGACAUGCCCGGCUCACCAGUACCAGCGCCGUUCACCAGAAAGAAAUUUAUAGCGCAUUGUCAACAAUUGGUCGACAAUCCCGGGAAACUCAGCAAUGAGUUUCGGCUGCUGCAGACUCUCAGCGUCGAUUUGCAGAUGCCGACGAACAGCGCCUGUUUGCAGGCUAAUCGAAAGAAGAAUCGCUACUCCGAUAUUUUGCCCUAUGAUUUCUCAAGAGUAAAACUGGAGGUGAUAGACAAUGAUCCUAAUACCGAUUACAUCAAUGCAUCAUUCAUAAGAGGGUACACAGGUGAAGACGAAUAUAUAGCUUGCCAAGGUCCGAAGGAAGAAACCACUUACGAUUUUUGGAGAAUGGUCGAUCAAUACAACAUUAAUAUUAUAGUUAUGUUGACCCAGUUGGUCGAGAAAGGCAAAGAGAAAUGUCACCAGUAUUAUCCAACGAUUAGGGAAACCUUUCGAUAUGAGAACAUGACGAUACGUUGUACGAGUGAAUUAGAUUUCAGAACAUAUACUCAAAGAACGCUUGUGCUACAAAAGGAAAAUAAAAAAAGAAGCAUCAUUCAAUUACACUUCAAAGACUGGCCCGAUCACGACGUUCCGGAAGAUUUCGACCCGAUGAUCAAUUUCUGCCAAAUAAUGCGUCGCAAUAUUAGCGCGAGUAAAGGUUUCGUCGUCGUUCAUUGCAGUGCAGGGAUUGGCAGGACAGGAACAUUAAUUGCGAUAGAUAUUCUUCUACAGCAUCUCAGAGAUAAUAGAAAAUUAGAUAUUUUCGGAACAGUGUAUAGAUUGCGACAUCAUAGAAUAAAUAUGGUGCAGAGAGAAAGCCAAUACGCUUAUAUAUAUAAUUGUAUCAAACAAGUACUCAAGAAUCCUUAUUUCUUAAAAACUUAUAAGCCUCCACCAGUUGAUCCGGUGUAUGAAAAUAUCUCAAAGAAAGCCAAAGACACAGCGAGUACAGAUCAAAAUCUAGUCAACAGUCUUGAAAUACUAAAAAGAUACAAUAGCUCCGUAUCUAUGGAGUCUCUGGAAACAAUCCACAAUUUUUUUCCUUGGUCAUAUGCAGAACAACAAAGAAGCGCGGUAAACAGUGGUUUAAGACAAUACAAAUCAAUGGAUGGCAUAGAUAAAAAGACUCGUCACAACAUUAUGCAGAAAGCUCGAACCUUGGAAAGUGUUAUUCAUAAAUCACUAAAUUUAAAGGAUUCAAUGAACAAAAAGUUAAAUAGUCAAAACUUAACACAAGAAAGUUAUCCUUUGAUAACUUGUUCAAACUCAGCUGAUGUAUUCGGCGACAGCUCACAAUAUGCAACAGACAACAUGUGAAAAAAAUAAUCGAGUUAUACAAUUCUCAUGUGUCAGAGACAUAGAUCAAGACAAUUUGUAAUUAUAUGUAAAUAUGAAGUCCUGUGACAAAAUCCAGGAACUCUUAGGAUAGGAAUCGAUACAUUCUGUUGUAAUACACAUACUUCUUUGUAUAAAUAAUCAUAAUUCUGCAUGAGCAUUCCCAUGUAUGAGCAUAUAUGACACUAGAUAAUCAGAUACAGAUGAUGUUAUUGUGUGAUAUUGAUAAGUAUAAUAUUUACAUCAGCGCUGUUACCUGACAUAUGCCUUAAAUAAUCUAGUCCAAUUAGAAUUGGAUAAGAUUUUAAAAAAAGAAAAAAAAAGGAAG